GAGGAGUUUUCAUUUCGCCCCGAGGCAGCCCCAGGGAGGCGCAGUGAGAGCGGAGCAGGGCCGCCACCGCCGGGCGCAGCAGCCGCCGCGAUGGACUCGGGCUGCUCCUCCCUGCGAGCCCGCUCCUGCCGGCGAGGCCCCCGCGGCGGGCGGCCGCUGCUGCUCUCCGCCGCGCUGGCGGGGGUGCUGCUCCUCGCCGCCCGCGCGCUCGCGCCGCCCGCCUUCGCGCUGCCCGCCGCCGCGGGCCAGGGCGGCCGCGCGGCGCGGCUCGGCGGGUCGGAGACCAGGGCCCCAGCGCUGGCCGACGCGGCGGCCCCUGCGCAGCCGGGCCCCGACGGGCGCGGCGGCGCCCCGGAGGGCUCCGCGGCCGGGCGGGCCGCCUGGGCCGCGGCGGCGCUCGCGCUGUGCCUCGGGCUCCUGGCGCCAGCGGGGCCGGCCCAGGCGUGGGACAGGACGUUCAUCAGGCCAACGGAGAUUACGUCCUUCGACAAGUUCGUGGACAGGCUGGGGAAGCAGUUCGUGCCGCUGCAGAAAGCCCUCGGGCAGGCAGAGAGGGACGUCGAGGAGACAGAGCUCACGCUGGAGUCUAUCAAGAAGGCGGAGAUCGUGCUGCAGAAGAUGGAGAAGAAGGAGGAGGCUAUCAUCAAAGGCGAUGCCCCAGUGGCGGACCCCUUUGCCAAGGACAACCUGCAGACACUGAAGGCCGAAGAGAAGGCGAUGGAAGUCCUGGAGAAAGCAACCGAGGAGGUGAAGGCCAAGGCGGCGGAUCCGGAAGAGAAGAACGUGGUCGAGGAUAUACUCAAGAAGGAAGAGAAGGCCGAGGCCAUGAUCAUCAAGGACGAGGCUAAGCUCGAGUCGGCGGAGGCGCCGAAGGAGGCGCCGAAGGACUCGCCGAAGGAGGCGCCAAAGGAGGAGGCAAAGGAGGCACCGAAGGAGGCACCGAAGGAGGAGCCGAAGGAGGCGCCGAAGGAAGCGCCGAAGGAGGCGCCGAAGGAGGAAGUGAAGGAGGCACCGAAGGAGGCGCCGAAGGAAGCGCCAAAGGAGGAGGUCAAGGACACGGCUAAAGACGAGGCGUCUGCCAUAUUGAAGAAGGAAGCCGAGAUCAUGAAGGUCCUCGAAGAGAAAAAGGCGGCGGCCGAGCAGGCUGAAAAAGAGGCGCAGGCUAAUCUGGCGAAGGUCAAAGAGCAGGUCGCAGAAGAGGUGAAGAAGGAAGAGGCUGUGCUUGCUGACGUGAAGGACGACCUCAUCAAGGAGGCCAAGAAGGAGGCCGCGGAGCAGAACAAGGACGUGGUGGAGGUGGCGAAGGAGCUCGAGCAGAAGGCGGAGGUCGAGCUGGGGAAGGUCAAGCAGGAGAUCAUAGCGGAGGCGAAGAAGGACAAGGUAGACGCCAAGUCGUCGGCGCUGAUGGGCAUCGAGAAGAAGGCCGAGUCGAAGCUCACGGAGGUCAAGGGCGCCUUCUCUGAAAUGGUCGAAGGCAAGUGAGACCAGGACCGGCAAGUGAUUGGCAUUUGUGCGCUGGUAUCCUGUAUGGAGGGACGGGCCUGCAGACGGAGUGCCGCACAGCCAGUUGGCGAUGGUUGUGCAGCAUUGAUACCAUGCUUCGCUACGUCCGGCGCAACAGAUAAGACAUUGGCCUCCGAGCAAGCGCAUCCAGGGUGUCUCUCGACAUACAAACCGAGGGCUGUGUAGAGGCACUUCUUUGGCCAGAGGAUGCGCACCAUACUAGUUUGUCCCGACUCUCUGUUACCCGUGGCAUGUGCUGGUUCGGCCAGCCAAGCAGGAACGCGCUGUAGCCCAGCCCCUUCGGUGCUCCUUCUGAUUCUGCGGCCGUUUCUUCGGAUUUCACUGCCUG
Messenger RNA from Prorocentrum cordatum, 1852 nucleotides. The record is from the annotation of a GenBank genome assembly. Lineage: Eukaryota; Dinophyceae; Prorocentrales; Prorocentraceae.